UAACUCCGAUCCAGAGCCUAUUGCUCAUUGGCUUCUCCCAGGAUGAAUGGCCCUGCUGACAGCCAAUGGGGCCAGAGCAGGGUGAGAAGGGUGACCGCUGGAGCAAUGGAGUGUUUCAAUGACCUCCUCCAUAAACUGAAGGAGAUCCACGAGCGAGAAAUAGAGGGAUGGCAGGUGAAAGUCCAAGAACUGUCCAACAAGAAGGGCUGUGAUACGAAAAGAAUGGAAGAACUGUUUACCAGAAACCAACAGAUGAAAGAACAACACAGAUUACUCACCGAAAAUAUUAAGGUUCUGGAAAACAGGCUGCGGGCUGGGCUGUGUGACAGAUGUACAGUCACCCAGGAUGUAGCCAAGAGAAGACAGCAGGAAUUUGAAGCCUCACAGAUACAGAGCCUCCAGCACAUCUCUCUUCUUGCUGGAGAAAUGAACAACCUGAAAAAAGAGAACAAGAAACUUAAAGAUGAAAUCAGGAACCUAAGAGCAGCACUUGACAAAGGUCACGGUGACCAGUCUUCCAACAGCAGCAUUACCACAGAGGUCAAGCCAAACUCUUCCCCUGCCCUUUCACCCUCAUCUGGAAUUCUGUCCCUCAUCUCUUCAACAACCAGCAGGGCAAGCCACAAGCCAGCAGAUGGCAGCAUUUCAGUAAAACCUGAGGUCAACCGAACUGAAGAAACUGAAAGCAGGCAGUUAAGAGGAGCCAACCGAAACAAUUUUGAGACUCUUCCAGUAUCAGCUCUUACAUUGCCAACAUGGAAAAAAGAACAUAUUGUAACUGGAGAGAAGAGAAUUCAAAGUGUUGAAGGACUCGACCAGCAUUCCUCCAUCCCUAUUCAAGCUCUGUUCAAAAACUCUCUCUUAACUACUGGAGAGAUGCGACCCAGCAGACACAUGAUCCAUGCUCCUGUCCCACGACAUCCUCAGACAAUCAACAGCAGUCCUGCUUCUCGUCCCUGGCCCCUAUCUGAAUCUUCUGAAUGGGUUAGUGCAGGCACCAGCCCAGUGGUACAAACAUCUCCCAGCCUACAUUUGCAACGUUUUCAUUAUUUGAACCCAACUAGCCAACAGGCCAGCCCUAGGAGACAGGGUUUUGGCCCUCCCGUUCCUAAGCAGAGCAUCGUUCAGCCCCUUACCAGAGAGCCAACUGUGGUUUUCCGGUUGACAAAUCUGACAGAAUUCGUGGACAGUCAAACUAAGCCCACGGAGAAAAAGGAAAACCUACCGCCCAAGGUUGAGAGGGCCUCUGGAGAAGGGCUUAGAGAGCCAGUGGAUGGCCCUCUGGACUUAUCUGAUCGGGGGAAGUCCAUAUCCAGUCAUGUGUCAAAAAGUGAUUCAUCCUCAGCCUUACAAGGUGGACAACUAGAAGUGAACACAAAUCCUUCUGCAAACAUCGCAGAAUCAUCAUCUUCACCGGUUGUCAUUCCUUCAUCUUCUUGUACGACGCCAGUUAAACAGACAGAAGAACAAGAGCCUGCCAAGGAUCCUAACCACAAGCAGGUAGUCAAAGAGCAGGAUCACCAAGAGGAGGUGAAUGGAAUGACAGAUGACAACAAGGGGAAGAAGGUGCCUAUCCUCACUUUAUCAUUACGACCAGCAGUAGUCGUGUUGGAGACUCUGAACCCAGCACUCCAAAAGCCAGAUUCCUUAUCAUCAAAUAGCAAGAUAUCAUCGGUAACAGAUGAGCCAGAAAGCAGCUUGGAUGAGCAGGAUGAGGAGGAGAGUGGGUCAGGACAAGAAAGCAGUCAGGGCUGCAAGAGGAAGAGGGCAUCUGUGGAGACAGAAACUGACAGAGACUUCAACACAGACAACAACCAUCGGGAAAGGAAGAUCAAGAUCACAAUGAGAUCAGAGGAGAAGAGCCCUAGAUAAAGAGGCUAUCACACUGACUUGGUGAUUUUACAAAAACUCUUCAACUGUUCAAACUGACUGUUUCUGAGCAAAUGGGGGAAGCACAACAAGCUGAUACAACUAAAAUUUACACAGUGGCGGACAAAGUGCAACCUUAGCAGUUUUUUUUUUGAGUCAAGCCAAUUAGCUCUCUUUUUAGUGGUGGUUCUCCACCCAUUGCUAAGGGAAAUAUCUGACUCUUGAGCUGCUAAAUGCUCUGUUAUGUUCACUGACUAGGUGUCUCAAUGACUGUUUGCUGUAUGGUAGGAAGUACAGUGUGGGUAUAGAUCUUCAUUUGCUUAAAACAGCUGCAGUGGCUAAAAAUUAAGCUAAUAAGAAUGAUAAGCCAAAACAGAGCAGCCAAAACCAAUAACUACAGUAAAAGAAGCUGGAUGGUCAGGUUAUUAUUAUUAUUGGUUCAUCACUAUAAACAGCUGUUUUAACACAAGUAGUCAUAUGAUCUAUCCAUCAAAUAAGCUUUCAUUUUUUUAAGUAAACUAUUUGGGAAGUCAGCAUUGAGCUGUAAAGGCUUCCCCUGAUUAAAUUGCAUUUUUCAGCCAAAAUCCUGUCUUUUUUUUUUUUUCACUAGUCCUAAAAUUGAGUCCAACAUAGCUGCAGUUUAGAAAGCUCCAGUGUAGAAAAUCUAGCAUUUACAAAUUUUUGACCACUUGUGAGCAGCAUCUGCCCCCAAGGAACAUCUGCCUUGUGCACAUCCAGCAGACAAAGAAAAAACUUCUGUCAAAGUGAAUCCUAUCUAUUAGUUUUCGGAUGGUGGAAUUUAUGAAACCAUGACACAAAGACCCUCAUUAACAGUAUCCUCACCACAAGCAUGUCAUCUGUCAUAGGAAGUUAAAGAGGCUAAAGUGGCACCUGGUACCAAAGAUCCUUUCUGACAGAAACUGUUUUUCAAAAUAGAGCUGGAUCUGAUCCAGACUUUUUUUUUCAUGUUAAGUUGUACACUAGUGGAGCUUAGUUAGAGGAUAAACAAAUGUUUCCCUUGAUGUUACAUCAGAUUACGGCAUCUAUUUUGUAUAUACAGGUGGGCCUUGAAACUUCUUGGUUUUUGUAUGUAUUAAGUGCAAGAUGUUUGAAAACCUGUCUUAAGAUAUCCUGUGCUAUAGGAGAUGUGACAGGGAGCAUAAAACAACAAUGGGCAUGUACAAACUGACAAACGCUGCCAUCAAUGGAUGACCAUGUCCGUACUAAAACAUAUGAAUGAAUUUAUACAAAUCUGCACUGUUCAAAGCAUUACAUACAGGACCUAAAAAAAUCUAUAUUAGUGUGAACAAAGCUUAACAACAGAGGUAGAUGCCACAAAUGAAAUCAAAUUAUUUUAAGCUGAAUGAAUGCUACAUACUGUAACAAUUUUUUGUAGGUAAAACUUUCUCACCCAAGCUCCACUAUUUUCUACCUUGUUAUAUUUUUGAUGUCCCUGCUGUAAUCACUAGUUCAGCUUUUUG
Molecule: messenger RNA, 3350 nt
Organism: Archocentrus centrarchus (flier cichlid)
Lineage: Eukaryota; Metazoa; Chordata; Actinopteri; Cichliformes; Cichlidae
Gene: rbbp8nl
Product: retinoblastoma binding protein 8-like
Exons: 14
Coding region: 43-1872 (609 amino acids)
Biological process (GO): DNA double-strand break processing involved in repair via single-strand annealing
Molecular function (GO): damaged DNA binding
Source: RefSeq, a predicted model, not a curated record